AUGGCCGCCGAACAGAAGGCAGGAGAUACAAUCCACUUUGAAACAUCGGACGAUGGACUCGGUUAUCUCAAGGACGUGGGUCUCCACGAUGCUACCCUUGCCAGUGGUGCCCUCGAGGGCACUGCCCAAGAGCACAGCAUGGGUGUCUUUCAAGCUUUGAAGGCGUACAAGCGCGCGGCAUUCUGGUCGAUUCUCAUCUCCACCACCGUCGUCAUGGAGGGCUACGACGUCACGCUGUUAGGCUCGUUCUACGGCUAUCCGAGCUUUCGACGCAAGUACGGAGAAUUUCUGAACGAGGAGAGCGGCUACCAGAUCUCGGCCAACUGGCAGCAACGCUUUAACUGCCUGGGUGCCUUUGCCAACAUUAUCGGCGCUUUGUUGAACGGUUGGGCCACAGCCAGAUGGGGCCACCGCAAGGUACUCAUGGUUAACUUGUUCUCGCUGGCUGGGCUCAUUUUCAUCGUCUUCUUCGCCCCUACCAUUGAAGUCAUGCUCGUCGGACAGUUCCUCUGCAACAUCCCCUGGGGUGUUUUUGCCACGACCGGGCCCUCAUACGCGGCUGAGGUCACACCUUUGGCUAUUCGAGGGUAUCUCACCGCGUACGUCAACCUCUGCUGGUGCAUUGGGCAGUUUAUCUCCGCUGGUGUCCUCAAAGGCCUCGUCAACAACACGACGCAGUGGAGUUAUCGCAUAGCUUUUGCGAUCCAAUGGAUUUGGCCGAUCCCGCUCUUCCUGGCUGCUUGGUUCGCGCCGGAGUCGCCCUGGUACUUUGUCCGAACGGACCGAAUUGAAGCCGCCAGAAAAUCGUUGGAAAGGCUGACCCAGCCAGAACACCAUGGCGAGAUCGAUGCCACUAUUGCUAUGAUGGUUCACACGAACAAACUCGAGCUCCAGGAGCGAGCCGGUGUUAAUCUCUGGGAUGCUUUCCGAGGCACAAACCGCCGGCGGACUGAGAUUGCCUGCAUGGGCUUCCUCUCCCAGAUCACGAACGGCGGCGCACUCUGCUACAGCGGAUCCUUCUUUUUCCAACAGACCGGUAUCAGCGCCAAUGCCGCGUAUGCCAUCUCGUUGGCCGGGACCGGCAUUGCUUUUCUGGGUACCAUCAUCUCUUGGUUUUACAUUUAUCGCUGGGGUCGUCGCAUCAUCUGGCUCACUGGAUUUACCUGUCUGGUGGUGAUUUUGUGGACCAUCGGUUUCCUGGCUCUGCCAUCACAGACCAAGAGUCUUGCGUGGGGACAGUCGAUCCUGUGUCUUGUCUGGCUGGGGGCGUACUCCAUGACCGUGGGGCCCAUCAUCUACACACUCGUCGCCGAGAUUGGCUCAACUCGCCUCCGGACGCAGACGGUGGUCCUGGCGCGCAGCACGUAUUAUGUUGGGAACAUAAUCUGCGGUGGACUGCUUCAGCCUGAGCUGAUUUCUCCGGGAGCAUGGAAUGCCAAGGGGAAGACUGCUUUCUUCUGGGCUGGCCUUGCGACAUUGACCUUGCUGUGGGGCUACUUCCGCCUGUUUGAGACCAAAGACAGAACCUUUGGCGAGCUGGAUUUCAUGUUCCAAAACAAUGUCCCAGCCCGCAAAUCUGCCAAGUACCAGAUCAGAGAGGAGGAGCUCUAUGCCGCAGACAGCGAGGAGAAGAAGUCGUCAUCCCAAGUGGCCUAA
This is a messenger RNA of Fonsecaea nubica, 1656 nucleotides long. RefSeq lists its product as hypothetical. NCBI's taxonomy places the organism in Eukaryota, Fungi, Ascomycota, Eurotiomycetes, Chaetothyriales, Herpotrichiellaceae. The record is from RefSeq and is a predicted model, not a curated record. Gene Ontology annotation, biological process: transmembrane transport; carbohydrate transport. The transcript has 4 exons. Bases 1 to 1656 code for a protein of 551 amino acids. Gene Ontology annotation, molecular function: carbohydrate:proton symporter activity. Gene Ontology annotation, cellular component: membrane.